UGGGGAUGCGGAGCCUCUAGGGAGGUACCUGAGACCCAGUCCUUUUCACUCAUUGUUUGAGCACGAGACCUGGUCUUGGCAGCGUAACGUGUCUUUGGAUAAUUGACCUGCCUCUAAUUCGUCUUUUUCUUUUUUGUCUUUCUUCUUGCGCGGCCUUCGGGUUGGGUUGUUCUCUUUUGAUUUUAUUUCUUUUUUAACUUGACAGCUGGUCUGUUCUAUUUCAUGGGUGUCUAAAUUGUCUUUUUCUUUUUUUUUUUGUAUUUCUCGUUUUGACUGUUAUACCUGGGCUAGGAAAGCUGGACUGCUGAUGCCCUGGGUACUUCUAAUAUUCAUUUCUUGACUUUCGUUCAGCUUGGGCUCUAUCGAUUGGGCGUUUACCUGGGGGCAUAGUUUUACAUAAUGAAUGAGAGGCGUGUAACGAGGCGCGCUAGAGGAGAUGUGUAUACUCGCGACAAUAAGGGACUUGAGCGACGACGGGUACCACAAGCAGGCUUGAAUCGCCCAGCUUCAGGAAUAGAGGAUGAACUCGACGGACGCAGCGACGAGGAAAAUGAGAGCUUCUUCGCAUACUUGAAGUCAAGGAAGAGUAUGCGCACGAAGUCUUCACCUCGAGACAUCGCACGAGACAACCGUCGAGCCUUGGUCCAGAGACAUACGCCUUCCUCUAUUGCGCUGCCCACGGGGAGUCCUGGAACAGCAGGCGAGGAUGAGGCGGUAGAAGACAUGGAAGAUGUCACAGCAUCAGAUAGCCAGAGCGCAUCGUCAAGUGAUGAGGAAGCGGACGAAGAGCAGCAGAACUCGCCUGGUUCCCCAGGCUCGGCUGGGGUUCCUCAGAUCACAGCAUCGCCUCCUGGGGCUCCUACCGUUCCAACAGCGGGCAGUAUCCGUCCAAUGCCCCAUGGCUUUCCCAGAGGGCUGCAGAGCACACCUGAGAAGGUAGGACUGGUGGUAGGCCUGACAGUUGGAUGCGCCGUAAUCGUCUUUAUAGUCGUGUUCUUUGUUAUUCGACGCAAACGCAGUUCCAACUAUCUGCGGUCACGUUUGAAUGGACAACGCUCGCAGCACCGUCCCACGCCCUCAGGACCGAUAAUGAGUGAAAAGUCAUGGCCUGAGAGCAAUCAAGCGGGCUGGGAUGUUCCCAACGAGCUGAAGAUGGCCCGAGACCAAGCUAUGAAUAAGUCCUCCGUCGGAUCCGACUUGGAAUCGAAUCGCUCUAAUAAUCGACCGCCAUCCCUCAGAAGCCGGCUUCUGCGUGGACCGCUCACUUCGAAUCCGUUGAGCCCGAUGAGUCCUAAGUUCUUCCUCAGACGAAGUUCAGCAGCAAGGUCGAGUAACGGAUCCGAUAAUCUGACUGCGAGAACUCCGCGCAGUCCAGCUACCGCUGCCCUUGCAAAUCGGAGCCACUUGUCACUCGGUACCGAGUCAGACACCAAUUCGCGUGACUCCAAAGUGGACUAUGAAAUAAGUCCUUUCGAAAAGGAACUUUCCAUCGAACCUCUUUCCCCGCCUCCCAAGGUUCGCAAGCCGGGCGUCUCAUACUUCUCCUGGAGCACGGCACCAACAACUCCAGGAACAGGCGUCCGGGACACAUUGACGACACAGGACGGCGAACCGCCGCGUUUCCGUACUAUAAACAGCUGGGUUAACCAUCAAUCCCGACGACAAACCGAGAUCGGAGACAAGCAUCCCUCAACCUCAUACGCGCCACCACCUAUCCCAGAAAGCAACUCAGUUAACCGCUACCCACCAUAUCCCCCUACUCCUCCGAUCGCCCACAGAGAGCCAGACACUCCCACGACCCCAAGAACACCGCGCACGCCCGGCACUCCGGCCAGGAUCCAGCGUUCUACCCUCCAGUCGUUCAUGAGUAGGCACAACCGCACAAUGUCCUCGACUACCACUUCCACACUCCCCAUCUUCAGACAACAUCCCGGAGAGGAAGUUCCAAUUCCCCGUCCCCAGAGAAUUCGCAGCUCGAGCUUGAGAAACGUCACUCCGUGGCUUUCUUGAUUUGAUAGAAUCUUUUUACGAAGCGCGUUAUUCCGAUAAUAGCCAGGAGCUAUUUACCAUUGCCUCUGUGGAUACGGGAAGAAAAGAGGAUAAGGAUCAAGGUGGUGGAGGUAGUUUUAUGUGUAAAAUUAUACUUAUAAUAAUGUCA
This is a messenger RNA of Paecilomyces variotii, 2158 nucleotides long. RefSeq lists its product as hypothetical. NCBI's taxonomy places the organism in Eukaryota, Fungi, Ascomycota, Eurotiomycetes, Eurotiales, Thermoascaceae. The transcript has 2 exons. The record is from RefSeq and is a predicted model, not a curated record. The coding region runs from base 400 to 2010 and encodes 536 amino acids.